UAUAUCAAGCAUUCAUUGCUGUCAGAUGUAUCAAUAAAAAUGAGAUUUGUGAUCUUAUUGUCUCUUGUGUUGGCAACUGCUUUUGCUGCAGAGGAAACAUGUGUAGGAAGAUGUCAGAGAUUUGAUCCUUCAAAGAAAUGCCAGUGUGAUACAAUGUGCAAGUAUUAUGGAAGCUGCUGCCAAGAUUUUGACAGCGCCUGUCGCAAGAAAAUAACCCGCGGUGACACGUUUGAGGAUCCCGAUGACUAUUUGACAUCUCCAGUAACACUGACUACUGAAUCGACCAGCACCAGCAACAGGACCGUUCUGCCACUCACCACCACAGAACCGACACCCACAACACCGGCUGACCCAGAUGCCCACACCUGCAGCGGCCGGACCUUUGAUGCUUUCAUGCAGUUAAAGAAUGGUUCUACCUUUGCGUUUAGAGGGGAUUAUUUCUUUGAGCUAGAUGAUAAAUCUGUAAUGCCUGGCUACCCCAAACUCAUUAAAGACAUGUGGGGUAUUCCCGGUCCCAUUGAUGCUGCAUUCACUCGCAUCAACUGCCACGGAAAGACUUACAUUUUCAAGGGCAACAAGUAUUGGCGUUUUGAUAGUGAUGUCAUGGAUGAGGAUUACCCGAGAGACAUUUCUGUGGGAUUUGAAAAUAUUCCAGAUGAUAUUGAUGCUGCGUUUGCAAUCCCUGCCCCGGGGCAUCAUGGGAAGGAAACGGUUUAUUUCUUCAAAGGGGACCAGUACUACCAGUAUGAGUUCAAACACCAGCCAUCCCAUGAAGAAUGUGCCCAAAUUACCAAGUCUUCACCUUCAGUGGCAUUCACACGUUACACAAACCUGUACUGUGUGGAUAGUCUUUUCUCCAUGCUCUUUCAGGGCCUUCAUGGGCAUCACAAAGGGCCACGCUUCAUCUCCAAAGACUGGGUUGGCAUCAAACCACCCGUGGAUGCCGCAAUGGUGGGUAGAUUGUACUUAAGCCCCGGGCCUUCAUCUUCCCCAUCGACCGGCCAUGGCAGAGACCGAACCAGCCGGAGAAAGAAGGGCAGGGGUCGAGGAUCCAGAGUUAGUCGCUCACUGUUCUGGGAAGACUUUGGAUUGGACUAUGAGGAAAGGUAUUUUGGUGCAGAAAGCCGUGGAAAAAAUAAGAAAAAGGGUCGUGGAAAACGUCCGUCCUUCUUUGACAUGAGCUACGACUCAGAGGACUACUUGGAUUUGGAGGUUGUCCAAGAGAAAGCCACGCCUGUGCAGAAUGUUUACUUCUUUAAAAAAGAUAAAUAUUACAGAGUGGACCUGCAGACCAAGCGGUUUGACUCUGUUAACCCUCCUUACCCAAGAUCCAUUGCCAAAUAUUGGCUAGGAUGUAAAGAGAAGGACUUGUCAGAGAAGAGAUAA
Triplophysa rosa is the source of this 1386-nucleotide messenger RNA. RefSeq names its product vitronectin b (gene vtnb). The record is from RefSeq and is a predicted model, not a curated record. The transcript has 11 exons. Bases 40 to 1386 code for a protein of 448 amino acids. Gene Ontology annotation, molecular function: extracellular matrix binding; polysaccharide binding; scavenger receptor activity. NCBI's taxonomy places the organism in Eukaryota, Metazoa, Chordata, Actinopteri, Cypriniformes, Nemacheilidae. Gene Ontology annotation, biological process: cell-matrix adhesion; cell adhesion mediated by integrin; immune response.